Molecule: messenger RNA, 855 nt
Organism: Leptomonas pyrrhocoris
Lineage: Eukaryota; Euglenozoa; Kinetoplastea; Trypanosomatida; Trypanosomatidae
Exons: 1
Coding region: 1-855 (284 amino acids)
Source: RefSeq, a predicted model, not a curated record
AUGCAGCGCUCACUCCCGCGGCUCCGCAAGGCCGUUCCCGGUGUGGCGGAGAGCCAUUUUUUUACUUCCAUGCGAAAACAGAUCCUGACCGAUCUGCAAAGCAACACAAACGAUAAGAGUCUUGCGGGACGGGUGGAUCCGCAGAUCGCUGGGCUGGUGCACUACGUGAACAGCUCGUUUCCUCAGUACGUCACCAGCAGCUCGUGUGCAGGGCGGGUCUCUCUGUUCCACAAGGGCGGGAAGGAGUCAAAGGGGACAGCAAAGGUCACAGAAUCGACGUCGAAUCCGGAGGCCGUUGCAUCAGCGGCGGCCUUGCUUAUCGAGCGGCGCAAGCGUGGGUCUUUUGGCCAAGGCACUCUGUUCCAGUCGCACGAUGCCUUACCGGAAGACACACGCGGUGCGGUCGCAGAACUCAUCGUCCCGGCACUGGAAAAGUUUUGGGUGUGGCGCCAAACCCAAGCCUCCAAACCCGCGCUUUACGCCUCAGAGGUGUUGCAGCUGAAGUUUGAGCCGAUGAUUUUGCACGUGCUGUGCGCCGACAUCGAGGCAGCGGCAGAGCUGCUGAGCUGCGGCAGUGAAAGCGGCCAGAUGAACAGCGGCGUUGUCUCCUGCUCUCGUGGCACAAAAGAACACCGCAAGAUUACGUGCUGCAUUACCUCCCCGCUGUGCGUCGACGUUCCUCUCUUCGCACACGACGCGUGGUGUCUGCCACACGAGAGCUUCCGCAGCGACGCCUGGGCGACGUUUUUGAGCUGUACGGUGCGUCACAUCAACGUCCUUUUCGAGGAAAACACACGGCGGCGAGAACGCUUUAUUGCAGAGCUGCACCGCCGACUGGACAACACCGCUUCUUAA